Molecule: messenger RNA, 3126 nt
Organism: Batrachochytrium dendrobatidis JAM81
Lineage: Eukaryota; Fungi; Chytridiomycota; Chytridiomycetes; Rhizophydiales
Exons: 8
Coding region: 1-3126 (1041 amino acids)
Biological process (GO): response to starvation; autophagy
Cellular component (GO): cytoplasm
Molecular function (GO): protein binding
Source: RefSeq, a predicted model, not a curated record
AUGGAUAUAGUCCAAUCUUGUCCGAGUAGUUCAACAACUGGCUCUGAAUUGGCUCGAACAUUGGGUGCUGGAUGCAAGCAACAUGGAAAACUGGUUUAUAGCACGUCAAUUGCACCACCGUCAACCCUGGCUACUAUUUCUGGAUACUUGACUGGCAUUUCAUCGUUUUUAUCUAAAAAUAUUGGUCCAACUCUAGCUCGUGCUACUGCUGCUGCACCCAAACAACCAGCAGUCUCGUCUGAUACUACUAUUCGUACAUCUGAUGAAUCGACAAAAGAAGAGGUUAUUUUUUCUAAAUUUCAGUGGAUCGAUUGGUCUGGGCUUCAAUCUUCUAGACUGUUUCUGUUGCUUGGAUAUCCACAUGGGUUUCAAAUUUGGGAUGUUACUGAUACAGAUACUGCUGUGGAAAUUGUUUCUAUUCGCGAUGGAUGUGAAGCUGUAGUAGAUAUCGAGGUUAUUCCUACUCCUUGGUUAUCUCAUGUUGCAGAUCCAUUCAAAUCAGAACGACCUCUUGUAGUUUUCGUCACAAAGGUAGACAAAGGCGAUCAUUCAGCAUAUACUGCUACUAUCGUUUCACUUUCAACAAACACGUUGAUACAUACCAUUGAGUUGGCAUCAUGCCCUAUUGCUCAAAUGCGUGUAGACGCAAAUGCCAAGUAUCUUGCGUUUAAUCUUGGAAAACAAUUGGGUAUUAGACUUUACUCUUUGCUAGAUUUUAGCUUGAUGGCUACAUAUACCGACGUACACGCUUCUCCACUACACGAUGCGCCCGUGUUUGAAAUAGGCUCUAGAUUGAUUGCAUAUACGACCACUACCAAGUUCAAUCCGGCAUUUUCCAAGAAUUAUCUGGCUUCUCCGCAUAUCCAGUCAGGAAGUGAUUUAGAAACUCUUGAUUUAUGUAGCGGCAUUUUAGGAACAAGCCCUUUACAUGCCAAUGCGUCGAUAAGUCCUUCUCUUAAAUGUGCUACACAUCCUGCAAACAGUGGUGGCAAUACCAACUCUGCAGGAAAUAGUGGAUCAGGAGGUGUCAAUGCGGGUGAAGUUGCAACAAAAGUUGCCAAAGGGGUUGCAUCUGGAGUUAAAGUUAUUGGCGAGUAUGGAUAUCAUGCAAUCAGUAGUUACUUUACAGGAGAUGCCACAUCUCCAAGUUUUGGUGGUGUACCGUCUCGUGCUAUGGCUGAGAGUUUUGGUAAAUCCAAUGGAUUUGGAAACCCCGUUUCCAAUUCUUAUGAAUUUCGUAAAGAUCGCAAGAAAGAUCCACAGGAUGGGAUUAUUGUACUGAGAUCCCUUCCACGGCCAUUUUCAAAAGGAAAAGAACAUUCAUUAAAAUCGUCUCCACAGCUGGAUCAAACACAACCAGAAUCAUCCUCUAUUCUUUCACUGUUUCAUCCACAUACCAAUCCAGUAGCUAUUCUUAAAAUGGAUCCAUCCGAAACCCGACUUUAUACAGCCAGUAUAGAAGGCACAAGUAUUUACGUUUGGGAUAUUUCCGAUAUUUAUUUGCGACGUGUCAAUUCUCUUCAUAUUGUUGGGACACAUGGAGGAUGCCAGCCUAUUCCAAGAUGCUUGUUUCGUUGCGAUCGAGGUUACACUGCUGCUAAAAUCGAUAGUAUUGCGCAGAGUGCCAAUGGAAAGUGGAUAUCUGUCAUGACUGCUCGUGGCACUGCACAUGUGUUUCAUACCGAGUUUGGCAGCGAUACCAACGACACUGCUAACCGAGAUCGACAUGAUCGACAGACUUCUGAUGGUGGCGUGCAAAGGACAUUUGGGGUAAAGAUGUUGACGCCAAUAGUUCGACUCAAUGCUCGCACAUCUAUAGAUGUUGUCAAGCAUAUGUUUACUUCAGAUUCAUCCAGUGGUAUGCCAGGAUCCACAGGGACUGACUAUACCAAUACGACAAGCUUAGAGGAUCACAUUGAGUGUGACGAGGACCAAAAUAUGGGUCAUAACAAGCCAAAUUUCCUUCCUCCAUUUAAUCUAUCUGGAUGCACUCAUAUGUCGGCAUUUUUAUCAUCAGAUCUCACGUAUUCGCCUGGAUUGCCUAGCACGGAACGACAACGUAUUGUUGUAUGGGAUCUUACGGGAAAAGUUACACUAUUUUGGGUAGAUUUGAUUCCAGAAGAAGGACUAUCUCAACGAACAGCCACUCUCCCACCUGCAGUAUUAACGGUGUUGAACAGCUUUCCGAGAGCGACAUUUAUGAAGAGCGUUUCUUUGCAUGAUGGGUUGGGUGCUACAGUAAUCAAGACAGAGUAUAAAGUAUUGACUAUGCCAGUCUCUAGUACUGAACUACAAAGGAAAAAUAGUCAUGAGCAAGUAUGGAUGUCGGAUCAAAUUUUAGAAGAUACCGAAUCAGCGUAUAGCGUGGAUUCCAAUCGACGACGUCCAUCACAACAAAAACAGUUAUGGCCAUCGCGGAUUGAGAUAUCGUCAUGUUCUGACCAGCGGAUUCCACUCUGGAUGGAUCUUCAAUGCACGAUGCAAGUUUACCACCCAGAUUUAGCGACAAAAACAUUGGUGACCCUCAUGACUGAUAUAUCAACGGAUCAGACAUUUACAGCCGAUACAGAUGCUCGAUCCUCGAUCAAACCUUGUCCAAGUUUUUCAGAUGUUCCCCUUGCAAUGAAUAUAGUGGUUGCACCCUACACACCGACACCUCAUGGGGAUCGUAAAGGGUUUCCACGACUAGACGGAGAUUCAGAGCUUGAGCAAGGGAUUUUGUCAGCAAUGGGGGAUGGAAUGGAGAUGCCAGUGGGUCAGCAGUCUCUGCUUGAUGCAUUUUUUAUCGAAGAUGAUGGGUUUAAUGUCAUCAAGAGCGCACACUCUAUACCGGUGUAUGAAAGAGUCGAGUAUUCAGCUGGAUCAGGAGGAUCCUCGAUUGUUGGUACGGCAUGGGGAAAUGUUCAAAAGGUGUUUGAUGCAAGUGCGCGACGAAAAAGUCUAAUGAGUAGCAAUGUUGAUAUGGAGAGUAUAGAUGACUUGUGCAUACUGGAAGACGGAACAGAUGAGAUUGUGGUUUCAAGUUCAGAUAGUGCGAUGAGAGAAGGAUUUGAGCCCACUUUAACCCGAAAAGAAGCAAAACGACGACGAAAACAGCAAUUAAUAAAUAACCAUUUGAUGGAGUGA